CCGGAAUAAUUCUGGUAGUUUGGACAUUGAUUCGACUAAAAGUUUAGAUGAAUGUACUUCCACCCCUGUAGAAUCCCCUGCAAAUCCAAUGAUGGAUAAUGGCAUUAGUGAGCUGACAGAUCACAUUGAAGUGGUCGACCCUGUAGAGGAGGGUUAUUUCUACAACACUGAAGUGGCUGUUGCAGAUAAUGAUUUCAAUAGUUCAAGGGAAGGCUUUCUGCUAACUUCAGUAAUCAAAGUUCCAUCAUGCCUUUAGAAAUUUCUGGUGAACAACCAUUUGGGUCAGAGUAUUCUGAAAAGUUGGAGAGUGAGCAUAGUUUAGUGGGAAAAACAGUUGGAGACAUAAACUUACCCUCCCCAGUUCUUUCCAUGGAAAACCAUUACAGUAGUUCAUUUAACGAUUCCGAGACUGUUGACGCUGAAGAGUACACGUGUGAAUUAGAAGCUUUAGAUGACAGCAAUAACAAUACUGCUGAAGAUGUUCUCUCAUUCUUUGAAGUUUCCACUAUGGAAAACCUAUCUGUUGAGAACCAAGGUGAUUCAGCUCAUUCUGCUGGGAGCAGUUCCAUAAAUGUAGACUCUUUGGCCAACUUGUCUUUGGAGGAAAAGGCUGCAAAUUUUAUUCAGAAUGGAGAUUUAGAUCCAGUUGAAGGUAUCCUUCCACCUGAAGACAAUAAUUCCAUGGCACAUAAAGGGAGCUCAUUGACAUCCCAGCAUGUUGUUCCAUCUGAAACAUCGAAUCAGCUCUUUGGGUUAGUAUAUGGAUGCUCAUUGCCAACUAGGAUUGUGGGAAGUUAA
Molecule: messenger RNA, 798 nt
Organism: Arachis duranensis
Lineage: Eukaryota; Viridiplantae; Streptophyta; Magnoliopsida; Fabales; Fabaceae
Exons: 2
Coding region: 247-798 (183 amino acids)
Source: RefSeq, a predicted model, not a curated record